AGCUGCCCUAAAGGAGGGAAGCUGCAGGGGGUGUAAGGGGGCGCUCAGAUUCUCGGUCUGGUGUGCCGCGAGUUCAGACGUUUUGAAAAGAAAUCGUAUGCAUGCACUCCAGGGCGUUGUAUUUUUCACUUUAUCGGAUCCCAGGCACGCCGCUCCCAGCUAACACGCCACACACGCUUUCGUGAGCUGUUUUUAGGGUGCGUGUGACAUUUAAUCUAAGCAUUCAGGAAGGCUUCUUAUAAAAGCUGAUCUACGUACGUUGAGAUAAAACGCCACAACCUCAUAUUUUUCCUAACCCUACUGUGGGAUUCCUGGUCCUCCCGUCCCGAGGCGGCCGCGGCAGCGCGGACCGGCCGGGACAUAGAGUGUCUGCCUAGCCAGAGCGUUUCAAGAGGAAAGUAGUAGUUGAAUCCUAGGUAAUUCUCUAACCUCGUAUUGGCCUUUUGAUUUUCCUCUCAUCCCUCCAGCCCUGGAGAAGGGGACAGAAGGCAAAUUCCCCUGGGGUUUAAACGCUUGGAUUCUUGAGACAUGGCAACAGAGAAAAGAGUUGCCUUUGUAGGAAGAAGGGGGGAAAAAGGUGUUUGUUGGAGGGAGCGCUGGCUCUGUCUUUCUACCUGUUAGGAGGGAACAAAAGAGGACUGGCGUUUCCCAGGGCGAAACAGACAGCCACUUUCUCUGUUAAACAAACUGCAGUCCUGAGCAGAACAAGAAAAUUACUCACGCAGGGGGGAGCGAGGGAGCAGAGAGAAACAGAACCCAGAUUAUGCGGAAGGCAUCUUAAUUUAAUUAACUCCUUGGGAAGGCAGAGGCGCAGCGAAGGGGCAGGAACUUCGAAGCUGUUUCUCUCUGUUCACCUGAUCUAGUCUGUCCAUUUUAAUUUAAUUUUUUAAAAAAUGACCUCCUUAGAUCCAAUUGGAGUCUAGCUCUCUGAUUUUGUAAACAUCUGUUGUGGCUUGAGCUGAAGUUCAGUGAGCCUGUGGAUCCAUCAGUCAUUUCUCUCAGACUCCAACACACAGGUUUUAGCAGAUGACCUCUGACCGUAUAUUAUUUUUAGAUAAUUCGGUGUAAUAACACAUUACCAAACAGCGAGACUUCUUAUCAAAUUACCACUACCUUUCUGUCGCCAGUGUUUUGAAAGCUUCACUGAACUGAAAUUAGUAUGUACACCUCUCACUUGUUGACAGCCAGUGAACUAAAUUUUACAAAACUUCUGACCAUGUCUGGAAAUUCCUGUGAAGAAGACUGAUGAAAGGAAACUAGUCUAAGUUCCACCAAAAUAUUUAUGUCUUUUCAUUGGUUUAGGUUUCUUUCCUUGCAAAAUUAAAAGUAACCAAUGGUCCAAAACGGGAUGGUGGAGAAGUGACAGCAGAUGAAGACUGUUAUUGCCUGAAACAGAGUGUGAGAACUACAUGCUCAGCUCUAGACAAAACGAAAGUACUUUAAAGCUCUGCAUUGACUUAAAAUAUCUUUGACAUAUAUUUCCAGCUAGUCAGCAGGAGAGUGGAAAUGUAAACUCCCUAAUUAUUCAUGGCAAAAAAAAAAAAAGGUUGGUGGACAUUUAAGGUUGUUCUGUUUGUGAAGAGUUUGCUCUUCUAUAAAGACACUACUUGUCCUGCAGAUUAAAAUGAAUAAUACUAUGAAAUAGCACUUUUGUCCCACCAUGAAGCUGAAGUCUAAUAGAGGCCUUAAUCUUUGUGUUAUAAACUAUUUGAUGAAAAGGGAAGGAAGAUGGCAUUCAAGUUUCUGCUGGGAGAAUUAACAUGUAACCUCUAUGGCAGAGUUCACUUUGUACACUUGGAAUCAAAAUCACAAGUCAUGAUAGUCCUUCAACCGACAACCACCACACACACUCACACACAGGCACCUACAUACACGUACAUACACACAUACACGGGGAAUGUGGUGGGAAUUGCACUUUGCCUCCUGUAUUUACUUCUAAGAAAUCUAGUCUGGGAAAACACCCAAAUAAUAAUUUUGGUUUCCUCUCCAUGGGGGAAGUGGCUUUUUAACACUCGGAGAAAAAAAAUAAUGAUUUGAAUCUCUAGAAAAAUCCUCCUUAUGCAGAAAGAAGGAAAUAAAGGUGAAUUUAUUAUGUUUCAUGGAGAGGAAAUAAUUGGAUAGAUUCUAUCAGGGAUGUUAUUAGUAGAAUCCUCUUUUCCUGCCUCUCUAGGAGAGGGUUUGAGGGUUGCCCCUGAACAAAAAUGAAUUGUGAUUUGUGGUGGGAAAUUGUAUUACUAAUGGAGGUUUACAGUUUCGGUUGAAUGGUCUGACUGAGACCCUCUGACUGUUACACACCUCUCAUUAACUCCCAGCCUCAAUUCCCACACCGCAUACCACCAGGCAGAAGCGGUUCAUUAAUAAAUCCCUGUCUCCGAGCCGGUCCAAACAGAGGAGGAGGGAGGGAAGGUGUGGGCCUCACGGAGGCAGCCAGAUUCUGCCUUGGCAGAGCGCUGUGUCAUUAGCGCAGCCCCCUAAGCCUGCGCUCCGAUAGAGCCAUAGGCAGCACUUCACAACACACUAGAGAAGAAAGUUUCAGGCCCAGAAAGGGCUGGUGUAGAGGGAUGUCUAGACAAACUCUCCCCCCUUCCUGCUGGGUUCAGAAGCCAGGCGUAACUGUUGAUGGCUCCGAUAGGCCUGCCUGCCCCUCUCCCGGGAAAGCGCUUAGCUGCGAGUCCCGCACCUGGGGAGCCAUGUUCGGAGGCCAGGCCCAGGCCCGCCAAGCUGGCAGAACUCGCUGCCCAGAAGGGGCUGGCAGUGGGCGAAGGUGGGCCUACCCUGAAAGCAGGGUUUUCUCUGCGUGCUGUGCUGUUGUCCUUCUGGGUUUUCACCGGAGCCCCACGCCCGCCGCUUCUGAAUCCUGGAAAAGAGAGGUGGCUACCUCCGGCCCCCAACACCCCGGAAAAUGGGGAGCAAGGCCCUGCCGGCGCCCAUCCCGCUCCACCCAUCGCUGCAGCUCACCAAUUACUCCUUCCUGCAGGCCGUGAACACCUUCCCCGCUGCGGUGGACCACCUGCAGGGCCUGUACGGUCUCAGCGCCGUGCAGACCAUGCACAUGAACCACUGGACCCUGGGGUACCCCAACAUGCACGAGAUCACCCGCUCCACCAUCACCGAGAUGGCGGCGGCGCAGGGCCUCGUGGACGCGCGCUUCCCCUUCCCGGCUCUGCCCUUUACCACCCACCUCUUCCACCCCAAGCAGGGAGCCAUUGCCCACGUCCUCCCAGCUCUGCACAAAGACCGGCCUCGGUUUGACUUCGCCAACUUGGCUGUGGCCGCUACGCAAGAGGACCCCCCUAAGAUAGGAGACCUGACCAAGCUGAGCCCGGGGCUGGGUAGCCCCAUCUCGGGCCUCAGUAAAUUGACUCCGGACAGAAAGCCCUCCCGAGGGAGGUUGCCCUCCAAAACGAAAAAAGAGUUUAUCUGCAAGUUUUGCGGCAGACACUUUACCAAAUCCUACAAUUUGCUCAUCCACGAGAGGACCCACACGGAUGAGAGGCCAUACACGUGUGACAUAUGCCAUAAGGCUUUCCGGAGGCAAGAUCAUUUGCGGGAUCACAGGUAUAUCCAUUCCAAAGAAAAACCCUUCAAAUGUCAGGAGUGUGGGAAAGGAUUUUGUCAGUCUAGAACUCUAGCAGUUCACAAAACUUUACAUAUGCAGGAAUCUCCACACAAAUGUCCCACAUGUGGAAGAACCUUUAAUCAGAGAAGUAAUCUGAAAACUCACCUUCUCACCCAUACAGACAUCAAGCCCUACAGCUGCGAGCAGUGCGGCAAAGUGUUCAGGCGAAACUGUGAUCUGCGGCGGCACAGCCUGACUCACACCCCGCGGCAGGACUUCUAGAGAAGCCCCGGAUCUGUCCCGGGCCGCCGCCGCCGCCGCCGCCGCCGCUCCCCUCCCCAGACACCUCUCCUCCUCGCCUCCCACCCCCAACCCUUCACUGACCCCAGCUCUUCCCUGGCUGCAGCCACACCUGCAGCUCCGGGGGCUUAACUCAUCUUCCCGAGGACUGAGAACUCUAGGAAGCCACACAAGUACAUCCUUUCACAAAGAACAUAUGCUAGUUUCUUGUAGAUAUUCACAGCUCAUUUUAGAGCUCUGUACAUAAUGUCGUGGGUCUCUGUUUCGUUCUGUUUCGUCCGUUUUUUGUAUCUUGUUGGAUGCACCUAGAUAUGGAAAAUGGAAGUCAAAUUUUUCUUCGAAGACUGUAUUUUCAAAAUAAAACGUUUUCUUGUUUGUUUCAACUCCUGCAC
This is a messenger RNA of Sus scrofa (pig), 4251 nucleotides long. Lineage: Eukaryota; Metazoa; Chordata; Mammalia; Artiodactyla; Suidae. The record is from RefSeq and is a predicted model, not a curated record.